AUGGCCACCUGGGAGCCAAAGUCGCGAUCUACAUCGGUCGCAUCGUCCUCGGCGGGAAGCCGGAAGUUCUCCCCGCCAGGGUUCACCCUCUCGAGCCCGGGUUAUGAGGCUAAACUCUACUUCUGGAUCGCUAUGGAGAAGCGAUACACAGAACAAUAUCAAUAUAGUCGCGAGACCAACGACUGGGCCUUCUUCAACGAACACGUCAAGAACGCCCAGUUCGACAGUGCUACAGCCAGAUUGUUAGAAAACCCCGGCCGCCAACACACUUUCCAUUUCGACCCCGACGGCAGCGUCGCCGUCGAUAUAGUUACAAUCCAGACGAAGAAAAUGGUAGAGCAAAAGUCGGGCGGGCGUGAAAAGACGACUGGUGCCGCGCCUAGGGCACGGGGCGCGAAGGGUUCGAGUGCGAACCAGGAGUCGCGGACCGUGGCAAAGAAACCAAGUCGAUCGAACAAUCAACCUGGCAUCCCAUCGCACGGCAAGGAAAAAGGGAAGGGGAAAGGCAAGGUGCGAGAUCGGAAGGAUUCGAAGGCUAAACCGGCACGAGGGAUCGAGUCUGACCAUCAUAACGAAGAGAUUGUGUUGGUUUCCGGGCCAACCUUACCUGCUGGUGCCCAGGAUGCGCCGUCGGGGCUAGCAGGCUUGAUCAUUCCAGUCGAUUCGUCAUUUCCGCAAGACAACACUCGCCGUGAGCUGCGUCACGCAGACAAGAGCCCUAUAGCAGGUCCCUCGACUCAGAAAGCUUCGGAAGACACGUCUUCCGCCGAGAAAAAACUCACGCGUCAACUCCCGGUCCCACAACAACCAACCGUGGUCAACGCAAGGCUCGACGUCACCGUGCUCGAUUCCACUCGCCCUACCGAUUAUGCCAAAAGCUUUGGUCCUGUGAGUGGCCCAUCGCUGGUCGGCGCUAAGAAGUCGUCGUCGGACGCGGCACUCCAGAGUGCUAUCUCUUCCAAGACUGGGACUGCCAAUAAUGAUAUCCCCGCACCCGCUCAUCGACAGACAGCGCUUCCUGCUCCCUCUCUUUCCUCGACGCUUUCGAGCCAGUCCGCCACAUCGAAAGGUCUUCUCGCGCAGAACCAGCGUGCCUCUGAUCCCGUCAAGCGUGCGCCAGCGCUAAACCCUAUCCCGGUUCCUCCGCCGCGUGCCAGCGCAGCCCACCGUACAUCAUCUUCCGAAGAGCCCUCUCCACACCACCUGAGCGACACCCUGCCUGCAGCCUCUCCAGUAGGCCAGAGGGCUGCUUCCCCCGCUUCACAGUCCUCGAACAGGCCUUGUUACCACCCCUCUCAAGAUGGGGGCAUCCCGAAGGACGAGCUCGUAGACGUCGAGUCCUUCUGGUCGGUUUUACGCCCUGCUCUCGAGAAAAGCGAGGACAUCACUCCGGAAUGGGUUGAAGACGUGCACCGCUAUCUGCAGUGCGAUCCACUUUUCUGGACGUCUCUUCGUGCGGUAUAUGAUCUGCCAAAAGCAGACCGCAAAUCUAUCUUCACCGACGCCUGUCAUCACUCUUUUGCGGCGCUGAAUGCGGCAUACGGCGCCGACGCACUGCUAUGGCUACAAUUAGCACUCUUUGGCAAAAUCUUGGCGCUAAACUCAGUCCCUGACAAUCGAUCGGGAUGA
Stereum hirsutum FP-91666 SS1 is the source of this 1629-nucleotide messenger RNA. RefSeq lists its product as uncharacterized. The transcript is spliced from 5 exons. The record is from RefSeq and is a predicted model, not a curated record. The coding region runs from base 1 to 1629 and encodes 542 amino acids. NCBI's taxonomy places the organism in Eukaryota, Fungi, Basidiomycota, Agaricomycetes, Russulales, Stereaceae.